Messenger RNA from Gadus chalcogrammus (walleye pollock), 3791 nucleotides. RefSeq names its product WWC family member 3 (gene wwc3). Gene Ontology annotation, biological process: regulation of DNA-templated transcription; regulation of hippo signaling; cell migration. The record is from RefSeq and is a predicted model, not a curated record. Gene Ontology annotation, cellular component: cytoplasm. Lineage: Eukaryota; Metazoa; Chordata; Actinopteri; Gadiformes; Gadidae. The transcript is spliced from 23 exons. The coding region runs from base 273 to 3674 and encodes 1133 amino acids. Gene Ontology annotation, molecular function: kinase binding; molecular adaptor activity.
UCUCGCACAAUUUAUGCAAAUUAGCUAUGCCCGAAUAUGGACUCGACGGAAUGAAAUAUGGUCGAAGAGGCGAACAUGGACGACCGAGGAGCGUAAAAAGAGUGGAGCGAUAGUUUUUUUCUUCCUCGGGAAAGUGGAUGCGUCGCAAAGGCGGUCGUUUCGGCUGCGAAACUUUGUGGAUUAACUUGUUUUUUGUGGCUAUACGCGCACACGAAGAGCUUGUAAUGCUGUGAAGCUCAACUUUUGCGAAAAGGGCAGGGGGUCCCAACGCUAUGCCGUGGGUAAGCAGCGGUAAAGGCAGGGAGAGCUCUGAGCUGCCGCUGCCCGCUGGCUGGGAGGAAGCCCGGGAUUACGACGGCCGGGUGUUCUUUAUCGAUCACAACACUCGGCAGACCUCGUGGAUAGACCCCAGAGAUAGGAUCACCAAGCCGCUGACCUUUGCAGACUGCGUGGGCGAUGAGCUUCCUCUGGGCUGGGAGGUGGUGUACGACCAGCAGGUGGGCCUGUACUACAUCGACCACAUCAACAAGACCACCCAGAUAGAGAACCCUCGCACGCAAUGGCGGCAGGAGCAGGAGCGCAUGCUGAAGGAGUACCUGGUGGUGGCGGAGGAGGCGCUGCAGGCCAAGAAGGAGAUGUACCAGGUGAAGCAGCAGCGGCUGCAGCUGGCCCAGCAGGAGAUGCUGCUCCUCCGGGAGAUGAACCAGGAGGAGGAGGUGCAGGAGGAGGAGGAGGAGGACAGACACUCCCUCGCCAGUGCUCUUUCUGGCUCGUCCUCUAAUGUGAAGUACGACCCCGACCGGAUCAAGGUGGAGAUAGCCUGCAGGCGGGAGCGGCUCUGCAGGCUAAAGCAGGAACUAGCCCAGAUGAAGCAGGAGCUCCACUACAACCAGAUGGGCGUGGAGACCCUGCAGGAGAUCGACAGGAAGAUGUCCAGCAGUCAGACCAACUACAAGCUGGACGAGGCGCAGGCCAUCUUCAACGAGCUGCGCAGCAUCAAGAAGGCCAUCAGCACGGGCGAGAAGGAGAGGCAGGACCUCAUCCAGAGCCUGGCUAAACUGACGCUGAACUUCCAUAGCAACACAUCGCUAGGGGAUGAGUCGGUGAGCGCUGCGGGCGACUUGGCCAACCAGCUGCAGUUCUGCGAGACGGGCUGCCAGACGGAAUACCUGGGAGAGUACGGUUCAGAUUCCUCUCCGUUGGUGGACAAAGUGAAGCUCAACUGGCAGUAUGAAGAGGCCAAGAAGAAGGUGCAGAGCAUCCAGCAGCAGCUGGCCCAGCUGGAGGGGGAGAGCUGGUCGGGCCAGGCCGAGGCGGAGCGCGACCGGGGCUUCAUGCAGCUGGUCCGCGAGAAGGAGGCGCUCCUCCAGGAGAUCACGCUGCUCGGCCAGCAGCCGCAGCCCGCCGACACCUCCCUGCAGCUGGAGGAGGAGCGCCGGAGGCUGGAGGAGGAGGUGCAGCGGGCCCACACCUCCCAGAACCAGGGGGCCAACCAGAGGAUCCUCCUACAGGAGAAGAGGAACAUCCUACUGAGACAGCUGGAGGAGGCCACGCGGCUCACCACCUACCUGCACUCCCAGCUCAAGAGCCUAUCAGCCAGCUCCCUGACCGUGUCGUCCAGCAGCAGCCGGGGGUCUCUGGCGUCCAGCCGGGGGUCUCUGGCGUCCAGCCGCGGCUCGCUGAGCUCCAUCAGCUUCAGCGACAUCUACGGCGUGCCGCAGUACGAGCGCCACGACGACGCCCACGAGCCCCACCCCCGCUACCUGCCGCCCGCCGACGUCCUCGCCGCCGCCGCCCGGGACGGCGCCGGCGAGGCCGUGGCCCCGCCCCCGCAGGGCAAGCCCAAGCGCUCGCAGGACACGCCCCACUCGCUCGCCUCGCUCUCCUCCCGCUCCUCGCUCUCCUCGCUGUCCCCGCCCAGCUCGCCGCUGGACACGCCCCACGCGGCGGUGGCGGCGGCGGCCGUGGCGGUGGCGGCCGCGGCGGGGGGGGCGGGGUCUCAGGACUGCCCCCUGGCCCAGAUGACGGAGGAGUACCUGGAGCUGGCGGGGCGCUGUCUGUUGGAGGGCCGGCGGGGCCAGCAAGCCCCGCCCCUCCCGGAGGAGACGGGCGCCGCACCGAGAGACGCCGGGCAUCAGGGGGCGUUCACCUCCGCAGGAGUCACCCUGAGGUGCAACAGCGCCAACCGUAGCGGGCGGCGUGCGCGUCGCGUGUCUGCAGGCCCCUCGGAGGACGCUCUGGCCACGGACAGCGGCGUGUUCGAGGCCUGGGGCCGGAGGACGGAGGAGUCUGAGGAGCUGGCCUACAUGAAGGAGCUGGCGUCUGUGAGCGAGCCGGUCCAGAUCCACCUGGGUGUGCUGUACGACUCGUCCUCUCAGAGUCUCCUGUUACAUCUCCUGCAGCUGAAGAAUCUCAACAAGUCCACCGUGCGAGACGGACACAAAGUAUACGUGAAGGUGCACCUGGUCCCGGUGGACGCCGGCCGGACCUGCUGUGCCUUCUACUGCUGCAAGGCCCUGGAGCCCACGCCACACGUCACCUUCAACGAGGGCUUCCGCAUCCCCGUGGCGACCGCCGCGCUGGCGCCCUGCGCCCUCCAGCUCUCGCUCUGCUCGCUCGGAGCGCAGGCCCACGAGGAGCUGCUGGGCACGGCCCAGCUGGGUUUGGCAGAUUGCGAGGGGGGUCUGGAGAUGGUUUUCCAUUGGCUGAGAGUGCAGAUGGUGGGUGGAGCCGAGCAGAGAAGUCACAGCCGACAGCAACAUGACGGCCAGGAGGACGAGUUCAGAGCUAGAGGCCUGGACACGGCCGUUCGUCUGGAGGAGGCAGAGCGAGAGAGACGGGGAAGGAGGGACAACGUGGAGGCCAACUCGGAGAGGAGCUGGCAGGCGGAGUCGGUGGACAGCGGCUGCAGCAGCAGCGCCCCGUUCCCCGGCCCCUGUCAGGAGGGGCUCUGCUACCCCGUGGCCCCCGCGGCCAGCAGAGCCCCCACCGCCAAGGUGGAGAAGGCCACCAUGACGGAGGGUAUGUACCCAGAGCAGGUGAGGGUCCGGGGGGCUCGCUGGGGCCACGCCUCCCCCUUCAUCCGCAGCAGCACCAUCGUACGCUCCCAGACCUUCUCCCCCGGGGCCCGCAGUCAGUACGUCUGCAGGCUUUAUCGCAGUGACAGCGACAGCUCCACGCUACCAAAGAAGUCCCCGUUCGUCAGGAACACGUUGGAGAGGCGAACCCUGCGCUACAAGCAGCAGCAGCAGUCGUACCGCUCCUCCCUGGCGGAGCAGCCCACGCGCACCUCCCUGGACCUGGAGCUGGACCUCCAGGCCUGUAGGACGCGGCAGCGGCAGCUGGGCGAGGAGCUCAGCGCCCUGAGGGAGCUGAAGGUCCGGCUGGAGGAGCCCCACCCCGGCCCGGCCCCCGAGGUUCCCCACUGGGCCCUCAGAGACCAGCGCUUCCGCUGCCUGCUGCGCGAAGCCCAGAGACAGGCAAACCAAAGCCAGCAGGAGCAGCGGCAGGAGGAGGCGGCAGAGAGGAGGCUGAGGAAGGCGUCCAAGGAGGUGCUUCAGAUGAGAGGACAAGGCCAGAAGGAGCCGCUCCCCGUUCAUACGUUCAGGGAGAAGAUGGCCUUCUUCACCAGACCGAGGUUCCACGUUCCUACACUGCCAGCGGAUGACGUCUGAGCGGCUGUGCACCAUGUGACUUAAUAUGAAGUAUUCGUCAGUUUUUAUAAACCCAUGAAGUACACUGUGUAGUCUCUCUCUCUCUCUCUCUCUCUCUCUCUCUCUCUCUCUCUCUCU